Messenger RNA from Xyrauchen texanus (razorback sucker), 2825 nucleotides. RefSeq names its product 26S proteasome non-ATPase regulatory subunit 11B. Gene Ontology annotation, biological process: ubiquitin-dependent protein catabolic process. The transcript has 14 exons. The record is from RefSeq and is a predicted model, not a curated record. Gene Ontology annotation, molecular function: structural molecule activity; protein binding. Gene Ontology annotation, cellular component: proteasome regulatory particle, lid subcomplex. Bases 59 to 1327 code for a protein of 422 amino acids. Lineage: Eukaryota; Metazoa; Chordata; Actinopteri; Cypriniformes; Catostomidae.
CGCACUUCCGGUUGGGUUCGCAAGUGCUUGUGGGCAAUGAGAUGUUUGAAAAGGGAAGAUGGCAGCUGCGGCAGUGGUGGAGUUUCAGAGAGCUCAGUCUCUUAUCAGCACAGACAGAAACGCUUCUAUCGACAUUUUACAUUCAAUAGUGAGACGAGAUGUUCAGCAGGACGAUGAAGAAGCGGUACGUGUCAAGGAGCAGAGCAUCCUGGAGUUGGGCUCUCUCCUGGCUAUAACGGGACAAGCUGCAGAGCUUGGAGGCCUGCUGAAGUUUGUGAGGCCGUUCCUGAUCUCCAUAAGCAAGGCAAAGGCAGCACGGUUGGUGCGCUCACUCCUGGAUCUAUUCUUGGACAUGGAGGCAGCCACAGGCAAGGAGGUCGAGCUGUGUCUGGAAUGCAUCGAGUGGGCUAAAGCUGAGAAGAGAACCUUCCUCAGGCAGGCCCUAGAGGCUCGACUUAUUUCACUGUAUUUCGACACCAAGAGAUACCAGGAAGCACUACAGCUUGGCACCCAGUUGCUGCAAGAGCUAAAGAAGAUGGAUGAUAAAGCUCUGCUGGUGGAGGUUCAGCUGCUGGAGAGUAAAACCUACCAUGCCCUCAGCAACCUUCCGAAAGCCAGGGCUGCACUUACCUCAGCCAGGACUACUGCCAAUGCCAUUUACUGUCCCCCAAAACUCCAGGCAGCACUUGAUAUGCAGUCAGGUAUUAUCCAUGCUGCUGAGGAAAAAGAUUUUAAAACAGCCUAUUCUUACUACUUCGAGGCUUUUGAGGGCUACGACUCCAUUGACAGCCCUAGGGCUGUCACUGCACUCAAAUACAUGCUCCUCUGCAAGAUCAUGCUCAGCUUGCCAGAGGAGGUACAGUCCUUGACCAGUGGUAAACUGGCUCUACGAUAUGCAGGAAGACAGACCGAUGCACUGAAAUGUAUAGCACAAGCCAGCAAGAACCGAUCAUUAGCAGAUUUUGAAAAGGCCCUGACAGAGUACACAAAAGAACUGAGGGAUGACCCCAUCAUCAAAACGCACUUGGCCAAACUUUAUGACAAUUUGCUGGAACAGAACAUAAUUCGGGUCAUUGAGCCUUUCUCGAGAGUACAGAUAACACAUAUAGCAGGUCUCAUCAAACUCUCAAAGGGUGAUGUUGAGAGGAAAUUGUCACAAAUGAUCCUGGACAAAAAGUUUCAUGGUAUUCUUGACCAAGGUGAAGGAGUGCUGAUCAUAUUUGAGGAGCCCCCUGUGGACAAGACUUAUGAAGCAGCCCUUGAAACCAUACAGAACAUGAGCAAAGUUGUGGAUUCGUUGUACAACAAGGCUAAGAAAUUAACAUAGAAUAAAUGUCAGAAGCUGCUGCUGUGUGAAAUGGUUGUGUGUGUGUGUGAGUUUGCCUGUGUGUGUGAAUGUGUGUGUGGUCAACAUGUGGAACUUUUUCUCGCAGCAAAAAGGGACAACAUUGAGCAACACUCACAAAAUGCAACAGGAUCUACUUUGUUCCCCACUUGAGAGUUUUUAACGUUUCUUUUCUUUCAAAUGGACAAUAUCAUCUAUAUGAUCUUCUGAAUUUGAUCUCCUCUGUAUCUCUCACCAGGCCAAGACAGGCCAUCAGGGAAUGUUGUACAACUACAAUACAAUCCUAAAAUGUCAUAUAGAAAUGUAUAGCUCUUCUACAUUUAAAGUUUUUUAAUUACAUCAACUUUGUGAUACAGACUCUUGGGUUUCAGUUAUCUGCGGUUCAUCGGUUGUUUGCAGCAGCACAUAUCUUUUAUUCCCCUUUUCUGAUUUUAUGUAUGCAAGUUCUAUCUGAUUACUGUGGAUGAGAGAUUCAAUGGUUCUUGGCAGUAAUGGUUUGAUAGGAUUUGUGGAAGGCUCUAUAAUAAACAGUUGCCAAUCAUAUCACGCAUUAUAAGUUCAUUUGAUCAUAAGUAUUGUUUGCCGUUUACUUUUGCAGUACACUGUCUUUACAGUUUUGUAUAUACGGUUUACUCUUUGCCAAGUAGGGUGGUUAUAAUAAAAGGCCCCAAUACCACAAAGGUUUUAGUCCUCUUUGGAAAAAAUACAGCUUUCCCAAAACACAUUUUUUUCUGCACUAAAGUUUAUUCUUUGUUCAUAAUUUAGCUUGUUCAUUGUUUUUCUGAUGCUUCUCAGAUUAGUAUCUCAACGUAAACACUCUUUCUAGUUUGGCAGCAAUACAACAUCUUACUGUAUCCGUUCAAUACCCUCAACAUUGUAGUUUUUUUUUUGUUAUUGAAGAGAAUUUUUAAAUUCAAUGUUUUGUGCAUGUUUUUUUUUUUUUUUACUUGAUCUCAUUGCUUUCCCAAACAUGUAUACAUUCAUUUGUCCUUUGGAAAGUUAAUUUAUGUCCUUUUCAUUUAUUCUGUUUAGUGUGCAAUUAUAAGUAUUGAAAUAAUUAAUUUAGGUGGGAAAAUGGGGUGUUUGAGUUCUUGAACCUCAGUGUUGAUUUGAGAACUUUCUGCAUGAGUUUGUGAUUGAUAUGAAGUGCCAGUCUAGAAUUAAUCAACAAUUUAGUGGGAGAUUAAAUACUUUUGAAAAGUAAGGGUUUUGUGCCUAAAAUCAAAAAGUGGAUGCCCACCAAUGUUCCUCCACCCCAAGCUCAAAUUCAAAAGUCACUCAUUGACUUCUCAGUCAGAGCCUUAAAAAGCAUGAUAGUCAGAGUUGAAAAGGAGUACUAACAAUUGUUCACAGAACUGAAAAAAUAUUUUUUUAAAUGCAUAUCUAGAUAGCAUGGUGCAAUUUUUUUCCUGAUUAAUAUUCUGAUUUGUCAUCCUUAUCCAAUGUAUAACCACACUCAUUGAUAAAAAAAAAAUCCCAA